This is a messenger RNA of Solea senegalensis (Senegalese sole), 3705 nucleotides long. Its product is annotated as lysine-specific demethylase RSBN1L-like. NCBI's taxonomy places the organism in Eukaryota, Metazoa, Chordata, Actinopteri, Pleuronectiformes, Soleidae. Bases 88 to 3705 code for a protein of 1205 amino acids. The transcript is spliced from 9 exons. Gene Ontology annotation, cellular component: nucleus. The record is from RefSeq and is a predicted model, not a curated record.
AUCCCGCCCCCUUGCUAGUCCGCCUGCGAGUCGCACAGAAACAGCAGCGACGACCGUUGGGGGAAGAGAGUAAAUAGACGCCUCAAGAUGGCUGACUCACUGGGCUCAGCUUCCCUCACUGGAGCUGCGGCUACUGCGGUAGCCCCCACGGUCGCGCCUGUGAAAAGCCCGCACGUCAAGCCGACCGAGGCGAAGGGAGCCCCCGAUAACCGCUCCCAGUCUUCGCAGGAUUCCGACCCGCCACCGCCGCCGCCCAAGAAGGUCCGAAUCGAUGAGAAGAGUGUGAAGCCCAAGAAACUCAGCGGAGUGGGAGGCAACGGUAGCGGGAAAGAGAAACUCCAGCAGCCCCCGAAACAGCAGCAGAGUUACGGCAGCAGCGGCGGCACGGCUGUGUGGGGCUUCAGUACUGGUGGGACUCAAACACCGACAAAAGUCCUAAAACAGAGCGAUUUCUUCCUCCACAAAGCGCCUUCGUCCACCCCCAAGAAACCAAGUAAAGACAAGCAGCGGGAGAAGGACAGGGACAAGACGGGCAAAGGAGGCGAAGACGAGAAAAAGAAGCAUAAACUGGUGUUGACCUCCGCACCCGCGAGUAACGUUAGCAACAACAACAACAACAACACGAACGCUAUUAGCAAAUUUAAUUACAUUUCUGCAGUGAAGAGGGAGAAUGGAGAGGUCACGCUGCCACCCAAAGAAAACUCCACCAAGGACAAGGCAAAGGAGCGGGACCGAGAGGAGCGAGAGGAGAAGAAGGUCAAAGACAAAGCGAGGGAAAAGGGGAAGAAGAAGCACAAAAUGAUGAACGAGAUCAAGAGGGAGAAUGGAGAAGUCCAGCAGCCGAUUAAAGAUGAAAAAGAGAAACCCAAGAUCAACGCGGAGGAGCUACAAAUCAAAAAAGUGAAGAAGAAAAAGAAAAAGAAACACAAAGAGGGGGAGAAGCACAAACGAGUGAAGAUGUACCACCGCUCCUGCCAAACCGUUUGUGCCGGCCUGCUUUCCACCUCACCUUCCCUGUCCUCAGAUCUCAAGCACAAUUCCUCUCUGUCUCCUUUCAAGACGCCGCUACCGGUUCACCCGUCACUCAACAACAAGACCUCACACAUGCCCCCCUCUCCUCCUCCUCAUCCUCUCGCCUCAAAAUCACUCUUAAACUCCUCUUUCCACAACACUACCGACUCCCUUUCUUCCUCCGCCACCAAGAAACUGCUAACUUCCACAACCAAACAACAGCCUGAGAGCGUGCAUCCCGGUUUGGCCGGUCUGGAAUUCGCCUCGUACAUCCACAUAGAGAACCAGCCUAAUGGAGGGGCGCUGGUGGCCCAUGCCUACACUUCACAGCUCUCCACUCUGUCGACGGUCCAGAGGCACAGAUUUGCCGAAGAGUUUGUCACCUUGGCGUUCCGCGAGGACUCAUCCCAGGCAGCUCAUUUCGUCAUGGCAAUUGUCCACGGAGACGCCAGCUACCUGCCUGAUUUCCUGGACUACUUCUCCACCAAGUUCCCCGCAGUGCCAGUCAAAAUGGAAAUACUGGGGAAAAAGGACAUAGAAACUACAAAUAUGGCCAAUUUCUACUCUCAGGUGAAGAAGACGUACAGUAACGGCACAUACAGAGCCGGCGCCAUGAGACAGAUCAGCCUCGUUGGAGCCGUGGACGAGGAGGUCGGGAAUUAUUUCCCAGAAUUCCUCGGCAUGCUGGAGGAGUCGCCCUUCCUGAAGAGAACCCUUCCAUGGGGAACGUCCUCCAGUCUGAGUCUGAUGAGUCCCACGGAGAGCGACGACGGUCCCAUCAUGUGGGUCAGACCAGGGGAGCAGAUGAUACCUGUGACCGAUAUACCAAAGUCUCCGUUUAAAAGAAAGCGCUCCACCAACGAGGUGAAGAACCUGCUGCAGUCGCUGCCCAGGACGAGCGAGCCUCGGGAGAUGCUGUUCGAGGACCGCACUCGGGCCCACGCCGAUCACAUUGGCCAGGGCUUUGAGCGUCAGACGACGGCGGCUGUCGGAGUCCUGAAGGCCGUGUGUGGAGACGGCUCGGAGCCUCCUCGAGUAACCAAAGACGUUGUGUGUUUCCAUGCCGGUGAUUUCAAUUAUGUAGUUCAGAGGCUGCAGCUGGACUUAUAUGAACCUCCGCUGUCUCAGUGCGUGCAGUGGGUGGACGACGCCAAACUGAACCUGAUGCGCCGCGAGGGCAUUCGCUACGCUCGCAUCCGCCUGUGUCACAACGACGUCUACUUCAUCCCCCGCAACGUGGUCCACCAGUUCAAGACCGUGUCCGCCGUCUGCAGCCUGGCGUGGCAUGUGCGAUUAAAGCAGUACCACCAAGGAGAGGGAGAGGUGGAGGAGGAGAAGCCGCUUCAGGUGAAGGCAGAGGAGGAGGAGGAGGAGGAGGAGGCAGAGGCAGAGGCAGAAACGGCAGGUUUGGUGCAAAAGAAGGAGGCGAGGAGAGAAAGGAAGAGUGAGAAAGGAGAGAAGGAGAAGAUAAAAGUAGAAGAUGAAGAGGUGGAGGUGGCAGAAAGCAGGACGUUGUCAGCUGCCGUAAAGGAGGAGCAGGAUUGUCACCUUCCUCCUCCUCAACAUCCACCUCAGGUGCUUCCGUUCGUGCACUCAAAGUACUCUGUGUGCAGCACUAAAGACAAAGUGGAGGAGACUGACGAGAGAGUGAAAGGGGGAAAACACAAACGGCAGGAUUCACCUCCUGUUAAGACAAAGACAGAUUCUCCAGCGCCUCCUGUUUGCAAAAAUAAAUCACCGUCGCCUCUUCCUCUGUCUCCUCUUUCCUCUCUCCAUCCUCCUUCUCACCAGGACGUAAAACCAAAGGCGUCUUCAAAACCUCAUCACCAUCAUCACCAUCACUCAGAGGGCAGGAAGACGUCGUCCUGUUCAGAUCGCAAAUCACCUCUUUCUCCGUCUUUUUCGAAGUUCUCUCACUCCUCCGUGCCGUCAGCUGGAUCCACCGAUUCUCCGUUCUGCUCCUCCUUUGCUUCUUCCACUUCCACCACUCCUCUUCUAUCCACGUCCAGCGCGUCUUUCAUGAGUUGUCCCAAACCUGCGCCGAACUCCACUUUUCCCACCCUCCCUCCUCCUUCCGCCGUCUUCUCAUCUCAACGGACGCCUCCUCCCUCUCGCGAGGACCAACCGCCCGCGAGAGUCGCCGUUCACCCGAGGCCAGACACUCAGUCGGAAACACAGACCCACACACACGCAGACGUGCGGACACACACCUCGCAGUCGGAUACGAGGACACACGUCUCGCAGUCGGACACGAGGACACACGCCUCGCAGUCGGACACGAGGACACACGCCUCGCAGUCAGACACGAGGACACACGCCUCGCAGUCGGACACAAGGACACACGCCUCUCAGUCGGACACAAGGACACACGCAGGCGCCGACGCGCGCACACAAACGCUCUCAGAGCAAUGGACUCACGGUCUGGACGCGCAGAUCCGCGCGGCGCAGGACGCGGCGAGGCAGGGGAGUUACAUGCAGCAAUACGCGCCCCAGCAUCUCCCACCUCCUCACCCUCCUCCUCCUCACCUCCCUCAGAUGCUCCCCCCUGCCUUCUCCCCUCUCCUCCCGCACUCCCACCACCUGCCCCCGAGUCCACUGUCCACCCAUCCAGUUCACCACAUGAGGCCGCACCACCUGCCUCCACUGCACCAGCCCAGCAUCACCACACAGUCCCAGCCGCAUACCAGCCCCUAA